Messenger RNA from Neoarius graeffei (lesser salmon catfish), 1751 nucleotides. RefSeq names its product annexin A2-like. NCBI's taxonomy places the organism in Eukaryota, Metazoa, Chordata, Actinopteri, Siluriformes, Ariidae. The record is from RefSeq and is a predicted model, not a curated record. Gene Ontology annotation, cellular component: cytoplasm. Gene Ontology annotation, molecular function: cytoskeletal protein binding; calcium ion binding; phospholipase inhibitor activity. Bases 119 to 1132 code for a protein of 337 amino acids. The transcript has 13 exons.
CACUGCCAGGAGGUGUUCCCUCCCUUUAGAAGCUGUGGUAUUUUAACCACCACACCCUUUUCACUUCUCUUUUAGCUGGAACUCUUCUGUACAUCAUCUGCUCACUAGGACUUCUAAGAUGUCUUUGGUAUCUGAAUUCCUGGGUCAGCUGACACUUAAUUUUGGGUCGAGCGAGCCCACCUACCCCACCGUGGUUCCUGCAACUGAUUUCGAUCCAGAAAAAGAUGCUGCCAGAAUAGAGACAGCUAUCAAAACUAAAGGUGUGGAUGAACAGACCAUUAUUCAGAUCCUUACCAAACGGACGUAUGCCCAAAGACGAGAAAUUGCCUUUUCAUAUGAGAAGAGAGCCAAGAAGGAUAUGAUUUCUGCCCUGAAGGGGGCACUGUCUGGCUCGCUCGAGACGGUUAUUUUGGGCCUGAUGAAGAGCACUGCUCAGUAUGAUGCCUUUGAGAUUAAGGCCUCCAUAAAAGGUUUAGGAACAGAUGAAGAGAGCUUGAUCGAGAUCCUCUGCUCUCGAAGCAAUGCAGAGCUGGUGGAGAUUAAGAAAGUCUACAAAGAAAUGUUCAAGAAGGACCUGGAGAAGGAUGUGGCUGGAGACACCUCAGGAAACUUCGCUAAGCUGCUGCUUGCUCUAGUUGCGACCAAGAGGGAUGAACCAAGUGGUGUUGUUGACUAUGAGAAAAUUGAUGAAGAUGCCAGAGCACUGUAUGAAGCUGGAGUGAAACAGAAAGGCACUGAUGUCAAAACCUGGAUUAGCAUCAUGUCAGAAAGAAGUAUCCCUCAUCUGCAGAAAGUAUUUGAGAGAUACAAGAGCUACAGUCCCUUUGACAUGCAGGAGAGCAUCAGGAUGGAGGUGAAAGGAGAUCUGGAGAAAUCCUUCCUUACACUCGUCCAGUGCUUUGAAAACAAACAGCUCUAUUUUGCCAGCAGACUUCACGAUGCCAUGAAGAGUAAAGGUGCUAAGGAGAAAGUGGUGACAAGGAUCAUGAUCUCGCGCUGUGAGGUAGACCUUAAGAAGAUCAGAUCGGAGUUCAAGGCCCAUUUUGGAAAGUCUCUGUACCAGACCAUCUCUGAGCACACUAAAGGAGAUUAUCAGCACGUUCUGCUGGGUUUGUGUGGAGGAGAUGAUUAAAGCAGAGCAGGUAACACUGGUUCCAGGACCCUCAGCUGCUGUGAUCCUCAGGAGCCUCUCAUCUGCUCAGCCCUGAUGUACUGUUCUAGCUUUCUGGAUAGUCUGUAAUCUUUGGAUCUCUCUCUCUCUCUCUCUCUCUCUCUCUCUCUCUCUCUCUCUCUCUCUCUCUCUCUCUCUCUAAGUGGAUUCACAGUGUUCCAAAGAGACCAAAGACAAAAAUCCCGGUUAUGUCAUUUAUAGACUUCUGAAUUAAUUAAUGACUGCUCAAAUCCAGCAUUAGUAAACUCAUCUGAUUGAGUUAACUUAUUCACAACCAAGGCAAAUGCAUCUCAUAAGUAAAUGGACAAGAUUGUAUUCAAACGUGCCAUAUCUGACCAUUCUAACACUUUUUCUUUUUAAAUAAUUAUUAUUUUAUAUAUUUCUAUGGAGCAUAACUGCUGUAGCCAAUAUAAAGCAUGAGCUAAAGCUCAUAUAGGAGUGCAGUUUGUGAAAUUCACCACUAGAGAGCAGUAGAGCAUCACAGUGCUUUGCUUCUAAACCUCAUCUGCUGCCUGCUGAAGCUUCAUUUUGCUGUUUUUGAGCUGGUUCUUCUUUUUUUAAAAUAAAUAGUCCAAAAGUA